AUGCAUCCAAGACCACUUCUCUCUGCUUUGCUCCGGCUCAAGCAUGGCUUUAACUUCUCUGAUGACAGCUUCACAACCCUCUCCUCCUGGAAUCUUGAUAACAAGAAUUGCUGCUCUUGGGAAGGUAUCAUGUGCCGUGGGGCCACUGGUCACGUGAUCAGCCUCAACCUCAGCCACCUCUGGAUAUCUGGUUGGGUUGAUUUUCAAAGCAUCUUUCAUCUUCACAGCUUAAAGAAACUCGAUCUCACUGGCAACUACUUUGAUGUCUCUCCAUUCCCUUCUGGGUUCAAUCAGCUACUGAGCUUGACCGAUCUCAGCCUCUCUUCUUCGCGCUUCACUGGCCAAAUCCCACGUGAAAUCUCCCGCCUGACCAGUUUGGUUUCUCUCCAUCUAACUUACGAUCGUUAUUACGAAGAUUCUCAACUUCAAAUUCUGAAGCUUGAGAACCCAAGCAUCGGUGCACUAGUCCAAAACCUAUCGAGUCUGAGAGAACUCUCUCUUGAUGGUGUAAAAAUCUCAGCGCAUGGUACUGAGUGGGGUCAGGCCUUGUUCAAUGCACUCCCUCGACUCCGCAAGUUUAGCUUGUCCUACUGUAAGCUUUCAGGCCCCAUCCAUUCUUCCCUUUCGCAGCUCCCUUUCCUAUCUGAACUCGACCUCAGCAAUAAUAGUCUCUCUUCCGCACUACCCAAAUUUGUAACCAGCUUUAGCAAACUGCACUAUUUGGAUCUUUCAUCGAAUAGUUUCAGCGGUCCAAUUCCUUCUUCCUAUGGAAAUGAGCUUCUGAAUCUUGAAGAGAUCAUCUUAUCAGGCAAUUUGCUAAAUGGGACCAUACCAUCAUCCUUGUUUUCACUCCCAUCGUUACGGAGGCUAGAUCUCAGAAGUAACCAACUUGAAGGUCAGCUCGGCGAGCUCCACAAUGCCUCUUUCUCUCAAUUGGAGGACAUUUAUUUGGAUAACAACAACCUGCAAGGGAUUAUACCGAGCUCGAUCUUUAAACUUAGGAAGCUUGGUGUCCUUUCAUGUCCUUCCAACAAUUUCAGUGGCAAUGUGGAGCUAGGCCUAUUCAUGAGUCUCAAGAACUUCUGGUAUCUUGAUCUUUCAGAUAACAGCUUGUCAAUUGAUAACCCGAGUAAUUAUUCAUCAUCCAUCUCUUUUCCUCCGAUGAUAAAGUUUUUGAAACUCCGGUCAUGCAACAUUAGUGAAUUUCCAGGCCACGUGGUGGAAAGAUCUAAAGAAAGGAAGAUUUCUUCAGAUGCUUUGAUGGCUAAAUAA
Messenger RNA from Magnolia sinica, 1272 nucleotides. Its product is annotated as receptor-like protein 7. Gene Ontology annotation, molecular function: protein binding. The transcript is spliced from 2 exons. Bases 1 to 1272 code for a protein of 423 amino acids. The record is from RefSeq and is a predicted model, not a curated record. NCBI's taxonomy places the organism in Eukaryota, Viridiplantae, Streptophyta, Magnoliopsida, Magnoliales, Magnoliaceae.